Tribolium castaneum (red flour beetle) is the source of this 2231-nucleotide messenger RNA. RefSeq names its product adrift (gene aft). NCBI's taxonomy places the organism in Eukaryota, Metazoa, Arthropoda, Insecta, Coleoptera, Tenebrionidae. The coding region runs from base 316 to 2217 and encodes 633 amino acids. The record is from RefSeq and is a predicted model, not a curated record. Gene Ontology annotation, molecular function: methyltransferase cap1 activity. Gene Ontology annotation, cellular component: nucleus; cytoplasm. The transcript has 5 exons. Gene Ontology annotation, biological process: 7-methylguanosine mRNA capping.
GUCAGAAAUUACAACAUUGGUUUGGUGUUCGACGGCAGAACCGUGUAAAUAAUUGUAAAUGUAGCAAAUAGCUUAGAAAUAGAAAAAAAUACAUUAAAUGUCCCGCCAGCGCCAUUACAUUAUUAAUAGAAACGCAUAUGCAACACUGAAAACAAAUUAAAGGUGGGUACAACAAACGUAUUUAAUUAAUUAAAAUGUAUUGUUAAGACACGUUGAAUGUGGCACUAUAAUUGCGCAUUUUAGUCGUGCUUUCCAGCACUUUGUCAAGGUUUUUGCAACUUAACUCAAAUAUCCCGAAAAUUUAUUUCACACGUAAUGCAUAUCCCCCUCUCUACCGCAACUGUCAAGUGGUUGUCAUUAGAAGAUAACCUCAAAAAAUGUUCAAAAAACCCAAAUAUGAGCAAAUCGAAGAAAAUCCGUCACCUCUUCGACAAAAAAAUCGAUUUUGCGAACAAUGCCACGUUCGAAUUACCAACCGAAGCAUUCGUUUUGCCCAAAUGGUCAAUACCGUCCUUCCAGAACGACAAAGCCGAACUUAACCGGACUAAAAGUCUGCUAAACCAAUUUAAUCUGGAAGAAUGGUCGCGCCACACCAAACACAGAGACCCCUCAAGCUACAUAACCCGCUUCGUCAAGCAAAAAUUUCACCCGGAGCUCGUAACACAAGCCUGGUGCAAAUUCUACGAGUGUUUGUGCAGUUUUAAUGUAAUUCCAAAAGAGGCGAUCACGUCCAGUCGUUUCACGAGUUUCCACCUGUGUGAAGCCCCCGGGGCCUUUAUUAGCGCCCUUAACCACUACAUUGCCAGUCAGGGAUUGGAUUGGACCUGGGGGGCCAAUACUUUAAAUCCGGACCAUGAAGGCAAUUCGCCCCAGGAGAUGAUCCCAGAUGAUCGUCUCCUGCGUCACACUUACAAAAACUGGUAUUUUGGGUCCGAUUUCACAGGGAAUGUCACCAAGUAUUGCAAUCAUGUUGAUUUAGUGGAGAAAAUUCACGAAAAAGUGUGGCUGGUGACCGCCGAUGGGAGCAUUGACUGCAGUUCUGACCCCGGAAAUCAAGAAUCACACGUUGAGUUUUUGCAUUAUUGUGAAACUUUGACCGCGUUAGCUCUUCUCAAGCCUGGUGGCUCCUUUGUCCUAAAAAUUUUCACGAUGUUUGAGCACUCGACCAUCUGCCUCCUCUAUUUAUUGAACGUUUGUUUCGGCAAAGUGUCGCUCUUUAAACCAGGCUCCUCCAAAAGCGGAAACUCCGAAGUGUAUGUUAUUUGUCAGCACUUUAAAGGCCCCCAAGUGGUGGAAAAAAUUUGGCCCAGUCUACUUUCCCCGUACAAAUCCGGCCACUUUGUCGAUAAAUCAAUGUUUGACUUGAAUAAAAUUAACCCCGAUUUUUUGACCCAACUGUUGCACAUUUCGCGCUUUUUUAUGCAAAAACAAAUCGAACACAUCCUCGACAAUAUUAGAUUUUUUCGCAACGCUUCGCAAAACGAGUCGGGGAAAGUACACCAGAUUAAAGUCUACGUCGCUAAUCGUUACAUAAACAAGUACAAACUGAAGAGCAUUUCGCGACAUUUGAAACUUGUCCCAACUUUGGAUAUAUCACAGUUUUUUUCAAACGAAGUCAAAAAAAUUAAUUUCGUGAACGGAGUCGCCAAAUUCGAUGCGAAAAACUUGGUUCAAGUGAAUCCAACCCUUGAUAUUUUGGACGUGAAGUUGGGGGAAAAGUUCACACAAGUGAAAAGUUCGCGCUUUUGUGAUAAUUUACCCAAGUUAAACUUUAGCAAUAAAAUGAAAUCACACGGCCCGCUUUACCAACUUGUUGCAAACAAACUGGGGGCGACUGCGACCAUUAUUAGUCUAGACUCGCCUUUUGAGUCGUAUUACGACUUUCAGAAAGAUUUUUUUUACAAAAUAUUUCAUUCAAAAAAACGAAAUUUUUUAAUAGUUGGGGUCCCCCUCCUGACGAAUUUCCUCGCCGGGGUGAUGUACAUCCUAAUUUCGUGCUUUAGCCACGUCCACGUGCAUCAGAACGGUUGUAUUAUUCUGUGUGGGGGCGAUUUGGCUAAAAUCGCCCCCGUGUUCGCCACCGUCGAGAAGCGUUACAGAUCUGUGCCCGAUUGUGGUAUUUUGCAAAUUGUGCCGCCUGGUUUACUGUACAGUAACAAUUUUUUCGAUUUUGUGUGGAAUUACAACCGUUUGUUGCAAUUUUUGAAUAAAUGCUAGUCUCGUUUUGAAAA